AUGUCGCACCGCAAGUACGAGGCACCCAGACACGGCUCUUUGGCCUACCUGCCGCGCAAGCGUGCUGCCCGUCACCGCGGAAAGGUCAAGUCCUUCCCCAAGGAUGAUGCCAAGAAGCCCGUCCACCUGACGGCCACCAUGGGCUACAAGGCCGGUAUGACCACGAUCGUUCGCGACCUCGACCGUCCCGGUGCCAAGGCCAACAAGAAGGAGGUCGUCGAGGCCGUCUCCAUCAUUGAUACCCCACCUUUGAUCGUUGUUGGUCUUGUGGGCUACAUCGAGACCCCCCGCGGCCUGCGCUCGCUCACCACCGUCUGGGCCGAGCACUUGAGCGACGAGAUCCGCCGCCGCUUCUACAAGAACUGGUACAAGUCCAAGAAGAAGGCCUUCACCAAGUACGCCAAGCAGCACUCCGAGAACUCUGGCGCCUCCAUCACCCGCGAGAUCGAGCGCAUCAAGAAGUACUGCACCGUCGUCCGCGUCCUCGCCCACACCCAGCCCCGCAAGACCCCCAUCAAGCAGAAGAAGGCCCACCUCAUGGAGAUCCAGAUCAACGGUGGCUCCGUCGCCGACAAGGUCGACUUCGGCUACGGUCUGUUCGAGAAGCCCGUCGAGGUUGGCUCCAUCUUCGAGCAGGACGAGAUGAUCGAUGUCAUCGCCGUCACCAAGGGUCACGGAUUCGAGGGUGUCACCGCCCGUUGGGGUACCAAGAAGCUUCCCCGCAAGACUCACAAGGGUCUGCGUAAGGUCGCCUGUAUCGGUGCCUGGCAUCCUUCCCACGUCCAGUGGACUGUCGCCCGUGCCGGUCAGAACGGAUACCACCACCGUACUUCCGUCAACCACAAGGUCUACCGCAUUGGCAAGGCCGGUUCCGACAACAGCGCCUCCACUGAGAUCGAUGUCACCAAGAAGACCAUCACUCCCCUCGGUGGCUUCGUCCGCUACGGUGAGAUCAACAACGACUUCGUCAUGGUCAAGGGCUCCAUUCCCGGUACCAAGAAGCGUGUCAUGACUCUCCGCAAGUCCAUGUUCACCCACACCUCGAGAAAGGCCCUCGAGAAGAUCGACCUCAAGUGGAUCGAUACCUCGUCCGAGUUCGGACACGGUGCCUUCCAGACGCCGGCGGAGAAGAAGCAGUACCAGGGUACCCUCAAGAAGGACCUUGCUGCUCAGUAA
Colletotrichum abscissum is the source of this 1176-nucleotide messenger RNA. Its product is annotated as ribosomal protein L3. Lineage: Eukaryota; Fungi; Ascomycota; Sordariomycetes; Glomerellales; Glomerellaceae. The record is from RefSeq and is a predicted model, not a curated record. Gene Ontology annotation, biological process: translation. Gene Ontology annotation, cellular component: ribosome; cytosolic large ribosomal subunit. Gene Ontology annotation, molecular function: RNA binding; structural constituent of ribosome. The transcript is spliced from 5 exons. The coding region runs from base 1 to 1176 and encodes 391 amino acids.